Molecule: messenger RNA, 2523 nt
Organism: Cladocopium goreaui
Lineage: Eukaryota; Dinophyceae; Suessiales; Symbiodiniaceae
Source: the annotation of a GenBank genome assembly
AUGCCACCCUGUGCCAAGGCAAUUCAGAUCUGGGAGCUGCAGGAAGAUCCAGCUCGAUGUGAAGAAUUCUGGGAAAGCUCCCACAAAGCACUGCUGGUUGCCAGCUCGAAGGGUGCCGAGGCCCAACAGCUCAUGGUGGAUGGGGCCUUGCAACACGUGCCUUUGAUCCCGCCCGAGCACUGCAGCGGAAGCACCAGAUCGAUGGACCUAGGAUCCCUGGCAGUGCGCCAGCAAGUGAACCCGCAACUGGCAGCCAUUGCCUUGGCAGCCUCACAAAGGACAUGCCAGAGGUCCUUGAGAUUCCGAGGGGCCAGGGUGAACUUGGUUGAUUUGCUCAUUUUCGUGGAGAGAUUGGUUCCAUCUGGGCAAGUGAGUGGCUUCUUCAACGAAAUCACGGAAAACCGUUGUGAGAUGGAUGUGUUCUCACACUUUCACAAGGUGUAUUGUGUCGCCGGGGAUUGGAUUCUACCCGCCUUCAUCACGUCUGGGCUGCUGAUCCACCCACCCUACGGUCCAGGGACAUGGGCAUGCUACGUUCCCAAGUCGAUGAAGGCCUUUGAACAUUUCGAACUACAUUUGGUGGAUCCCUUCCUGUGGCACCAUCCCUUGUCACUCAAAGUACACGCAGCUAUCCAAACCUUGCAUCGAUACAAGUUCGCGGUUUGCCCUCAACCUCUGUACAGACUCGAAGCACAUCGCUGUUUGUUGGAGGAUUGGCUUAGCUAUCAUCGACAUCUUGGAAUUGAGCACUGGACGGUAUAUGAUUUGGACGGUUCUGGGCUGGACUUUUUGUCAAAUGUGUCAGACAUUGAGCUUGUCUCGCGGUAUCCAGAUGUACUUGGCUCACCUCGCUUGGUCCAAGGGAAUCAGUGGAACCCGAUUUGUUUAGAAGCCAUCGCGCUCACACAAUGUUUUUGGCGCUACAGGGGACGAGCAGACACUGUCUUCGUGCUGCAUUCCUUUGACGAGUUCCUGGUGUCAGUCAACCAUCAAAAAAAUGGGUUGCUGAAGUUCCAGUCUAUCAUCUCAUCUGCUGACAACCUAACCGUCGCUCACCGAAUUCCAGCGGUGAAUUAUGGCGGUGACGCAUUGCCCGGCGAUGGUGAUGCAGCGGGUCUCUGUGGAAAGCCACUGAUCCAACGUUUUCCACGCCACACCGGAAAGCUGUAUUGGCACAUUGUUGCUGCACAGCCUGACUACAUUUUAUCUGUGAAUACGACCAGUGCGUGGCCGCAGCCACCAUGGAAGAUGGUGGAUUUUUUUCAUCCCGAUCUUCUGCGGCUUAAUCAUUACAUCGAUGCGCUGGGAGCACGUGCAAGUCCAGAGGCUUUUAAGCAUAAGGAUGCUUCAAAAGUCUUGGACUGGGGUGCGAAUCUCAUCUCCGCAGCUCGUAAGGGAGAUUUCAGCAUGGUGAUGAUUUCCGCCAUGGCCUCCAUCCUGGCAGCUGCCCGCGUUCCACACGACGAACUUCGGACGGCGCUCACCUCGCCACGUCGAUCGCCGUUGAGUCGCGUCGCCUUCGAUCUGGCAGAGCUGGAGGAAGUGCAGCUGGUGAAGGGAGUGUUAGCAGCUGGUUUCCACAGGGGCGAUACCAACUCUGAUGGGACACUGUCAAAAGACGAGUUUCAGACGCUGGCUGAGCCACUUGGAUGGGAUGCCCACCUAAGACGACGGGACUUUCACUACAUCGGCUUGUUUCUGCAUUUGUGGGCUGCAGAAGAUGGUGGCUUGUUCCAUCAAAUUGAUGACAGUCAAGAUGAUAGGCUCUCAGAAGACGAAUGGUCAGAAGGUAUGCUUUGGCUUUGUCGGCGGCAGGAGUUGCGUCUCGCCGGGGACCAGUUGCUUCAAUGGACCAAAGAGAUGGAGAGGAAGCCACUUCAUUUUGCAGAUGUUGCAGCCGGAAGAGUUGGACCCCAGACUGUGCACCAGGCGUGUGAGCAUCACAGCAUGCCCAUUUCGCGCUCGGAAGCUGAAGCCAUUUUCGCACGGCUGAGCCGCAGCACACCCAGUGGCAUGCGCCUGACUUUCAAGGUGGCGGUGUGGCGCUAUGUCAGGUUGAGCAGGAAUUUGGAGAGCAUAGAGGAGCCACCCGAAGUUGCAAGAGCCAAGGAAAUGGUGGUCGCAAUGAACCAUGUCCUUGUCGAGAAGCACGGCAGUAGUUUGGAAGCCACCCUCGAGCAGUAUGGACAGGAGUUUGUGCCACAAAGCGAGCUGCGGAAGGUCUUCUCCAUCUCGCGUGCCCUGAGUGAUGCGCAAUGGGCGGCCCUGCUGCCCUUCCUACACAAGCGCCCUGAUGGGCAGAUUUUAUGGCAGUCUGUGUUGGCGUGGGCCGGCUUGGCCAGGAGUCCCGUGGCUCCAGCUUCAAGCCCGGCGGUCGUGGCUGCUCAGGCAAAACGAUGGGACAGAUUUGAGUUGGACCAUGCACAUCCAUGCACGCGUAAUCCGUGGUGCCAGGUUGGCACCACCAACUGGAACAUGUUGAUAGGGCAUGAGAACCACAAGGGCUUCACUCAUCUUCACUAG